This is a messenger RNA of Polistes canadensis, 4354 nucleotides long. RefSeq lists its product as uncharacterized. The record is from RefSeq and is a predicted model, not a curated record. Bases 14 to 3256 code for a protein of 1080 amino acids. Lineage: Eukaryota; Metazoa; Arthropoda; Insecta; Hymenoptera; Vespidae. The transcript has 10 exons.
UCAAGUUUGGUUGAUGAAAAUGUCGCAGCACGUAGGAGGAAUUCCAUCAUGCCUCUUCCUCUUCGUAAUCUUCUUUCUUGUUGGUACCUAUUGUCAACAAGAAACUUCUCAGGCACGAUACAAGUUCUCACAACUCAUACCAACUAACUCGGUUUACGAACAUCGAGAAAGUGAUGUACCUUCCGAAUGGAAGAAAAAAAAUGAUACAUCAUCGUUGCUUCGUUCGUUGGAAGAAAAUAACGUCAUGGAUACGUCACGGUUGAAUUCAAAAGAGAAUAUUGAAGAAAUAGAAGAAGAUGAGGAAGAAGAAGAAAGAGAAAAAGAAGAAGAUGAUGAUGAUGAUGUUGCUGAUGAAUGUGAUUACGAAACUUAUGCUAAAUCGGAAAUUCCUGAUCGUAUUAAAGACACAUCGAAAUGUAAGCAACCGAUACACGAACAUAAUCCACUUCCAAAUGUCGAUAAUCUUCAUAAUUCGAAGAAUCAAGAAUACGUCGAAGAUCAUUCGACGAAUCAAUAUGAUUCAUAUUAUUAUGAGGAUUAUGAUAACAAUAAUCGAUCGCAAUACAAAACCAUAGACGCAGAAACCGUCGAUUAUGCGGAAUUCGAAACGCACGAUGAUACGACUACCGAAAAAUCUUUGGCAGGAUUAAAUAAUCAUCAUGAUCAACAAAAUGAUCAUUCUUAUUCCGAAGAAGAAUAUUUAUACGAGGACAAAGAAGAGGAUGAUUCGAUUCCUACGACAAACAAAAAUGUUAAAGAAGUUACUUCGAUGGAGGGUAGCAAGAAAAAUUAUGCUUUUGCAGAACCACCGAAAGGGUCAUCCUUAUUUCAGGAUGCUGAUGAAUUAGAGAGUCCGAUUUUGAUCGGUGAAGCUAUUGUAUCCGUAGUGACAACAAAAAGUGUAGUUAAUGGAACGAUUUCUAUACCAACUAGUACACCAACGCCAAUGACUACCGAACAAGUAGCACCACCACCUUCGCUGACCAAAGACAAAUCUAACGAUGAUCGAUUAUUAGAAAGUACUACGACUGAGGAUUCCAGAGUAUUGGCAUUUGUACAAACCAGUCGUAGCAUAUUCGGUGCACGUGUUCUAUCAUUUCCGGUGGUAGAUCAAGUCGUAAGAAUAAACAACGAGGCUGCACCCGUAACUCCGAUAAAAAAGACAUUUCCACCUCCAGAAUCAACGGAAAGCAUCAUCGAUAAACUUGACAGAGUGCAAUCUGAAUUAUCAAGUGGUUUUCUCGUUGGUGGCUUUAGGACAGCUGGCAAUGCAUUGCAGUUGGAUGUUUUAAAUGACAGAGAUCGUACCAAUCGUCGUAAAUAUGUUACAUCUACGAGUAAUAUCAAUAGUACUACUACUAAUAAAAUUCCAAUUAUUAGUAAAUUUGUACCUAGAAGAUACAAUGACAAGAGGUUUGAUCGUACCAACGUCAAUAAUUCUGAAGGAUUUUUAAAUGAUUCGGAUUCCAAUGGGAUGACUCCUAGCACGGCACGAACGAAGAUAGCUUUCAAAUGGCCAUCUGGAAAAACAACGACACCAUUAAAUUCCGACGAAAUAAAGUCUACGACUCAGGCUAGCACAGCUUCAACUAAAAAAAUUAACACACAAAUCAUUUUUCAAGAUGUCAAAUCUUUCCUACCACCUGGAUUUAAAUUAUCCAAAGAAGAUAAACAGGAAGUAACAGAGCGUAGUGUUUUGAGUGAUAUCUUUGCUAAAUCAAAGAUCGAUGUUUCCAAACUUUUACCACCUGAUUAUAAUAAAAAAAAGAACAAUGAUGUAUUCACGACACAAGUAACAACACCGAUUGUCGAUUCAUCGAACAAUUUUACUACAGAAAAAAUUUCCAUUCAAAAUCUCUUUGCCAAUGCAAAGUUCGACGUGGCUGCUUUAUUACCACGUGAUUACAAAGAAAAAGCAACAAAUUCAUCAGAGACGAAGGGAAGUGAAACUGUUGAUUCCAAUAAUGACAAUUCUACUUCAACUAGCUCUGAACCGACCACAGCUAAAGCUGCCGGUGGUUUGAAAAUUGUUUUUCCUAGCAGACCAGGUGGACGAAAGCAUGGUCAUAAAAUUACAACUCCUCAGAGUCAUCGAGUUGAUGGGCUUCCUGCGAUUACUCCGCGUAUACAGAAAGGAUGGCCAACUAGAGCUACCACUGAAUUUACUGGCUGGCCAACUCCAUCAACAACGCCUAUUUCAAUCGAAAAACUCUUGGAGGUUGCAAGAACGGCAACAGAUACCUCUGUGAACAUGUCAGUCGUCGAAACUACAAGUGCAGUUUCGAUAACGUCUACGACAACUACAACAACUACGACACCCAGAUCAACGACUAUUGGAAUAUGCGAGGAAGAGUGUGAAGUUGCUGGUACUAUACGAAUAAUUGGUAGUACAACUUGGGUCCCUGAAUUACUGGAUCGUAACACUCAAGAAUGGCAGCAACUUGCUAACGAAAUUGAAAGAGAUAUGAAUUUCGUUUUCUCAAAGUCUACCGUUUUAAUGAAUUGGUACAAGAAGAUAAGAAUCGAUUCGUUCAGUCCAGGUAGUAUUCUAGUAGACUUUUUCAUUGAACUCAUAAACCUACCACAAAGGAUCAAUACGCAAGAAUUGAAAGUAAUAUUUCAUGAUUCUUUGAGAACAUAUAAUUCGAGUCGUUGGAAUGAGACUAAAAUGAAAGGAGAUAUGAAGUUGGGUGCAUUUACGAUUGAUCCUAAAUCUACUGAUUUUGUAGUAAUACCUAAAGUUCCUUUCUCUAAUAUUAUUGAAAACGAGGAUAGAUUAAUACCUCAGUGGGCAGUCGUUAUGAUAGUUAUUGGUAUUGGAGGAUUAUUAUUCAUUAUCAUUUUCGGUGUUUCUGUGUUGGUAAAUCGUCAAAAUGGUUCAAAAUUGAAACCUACUGUGUCUACAAUUUAUGAAGAUGGAAUUAGGAAAAAUAUACUGGGAGGUUCGCAUGCAACCUCGUUGAACAGAUCUAACGAUUACCCGAAACAAGUACAUACUAUAUGGACUGAUCCAGAUGUAUCGUGGAACGAUAAAUCAUUUGAAUCUGCAUCUAGCAAGGUAUUAGUCGAUAGAUCAUUUCAAGAAGGUAAGAAAUAUAAUCUUCACGACAGUUGGCGAUCUGAAUGGAACGGAUAUUAUUCUAAUCCAUCACACGGAAAUAAUAAAUAUGGUUAUAAUAAUAAUAAUAAUCAUCAUCAUCAGCAUCAUCAUCAUCAACAACAACAACAACAUCCAGAUUAUGAUACGAAUUUUUAACAUUGAUAACACUAAAUUGUUAUCUCUGUAAUUUUUAAGUUAAUUUAUUCGUAUAUGUACAGUAAGUAUUUAAAAUCGUAUACCGUUACGCUUAUUAAAUUUUUGCUUGAAAAUUGUUGAUACAGUAUGUUUAAAAUGAAAAAAAUCUAGAAAUAAAUACAUUAGUAUACGUUUAUUACGUAUUUAAUGAGUUUUAAUUAAAAGGAUUAAUUAUAACAAGUUUAAUAUCCGUUAAAGUAAGAAUAAUACAAAAUACACUUGUUUAAAAAAUACAUAUCUAUUAAUAUACUUUGAAUAUUAAACAAUUUCGAUUUGAUAUUUUAUUGUAUGAAAAUUUUCAACUGAAAGUCAUCACUGACUAGAAAUGUUAAAAUAAAUAUGCAUUUUCGUUAAAAUAAUAAUAAAAUAUAUGUAGAGUGUAUAAAAGUACUGGACAUACCUUAAAAAACUAUUAAUUAAUCGAAGGAAAUGUGUAUUAUUGUUUAAAAGCACGGAGUGUAUGUACGAUGCACCAUCCUCUUCGAAAUCCACCGUUAGACUGGUUCAUUGUCCUCUGUGAGAUUCGCUUUUAUUGAAUGUUGUUUAUAUGACUUUCCUUAUAUGGUACACAUAGAUAACAUAAAUAUAAUAUUCGUAAUAAAUAGAAUUUUCUUUUAAGCCAGUCUAACGGUGGACUCCGAGGGGGAACAGUACGUAGAACUUACACACCGUAUUUCUAGAAUAAAAUAUAUAUUUUUUUUGAAUUAAUUAACAAUCAUUUAAGAUAUAUCGAACAUUCUAAUGUUCUCUACUUAUAUUUUUGAUAUUUUUAACGUUUUUGGCCAUUGACUGAUGCAACCUCUGACGAAAAUUUUUUAAUUGUUUUUAUCCUAAAAAAUACUAUAUCAAUAGUUUUCAAGCAAAAAUCUAAUAAGCGUAACGGUGUACGAUUUUAAGUAACACUCACUGUAUUUUUUUUGGACGAUCAUUGGCUUCGGUGUUUAGGUAUAAUCGAUAUAAUGCAAUACACGUUAAAAUAAACAAGAAUUACGAAUUUAUACAAGAAGAACAUAUAAAAGAAAAAGAAAAAAAAUGAUUAACAUUAUUUUAAAAAGUUUA